Molecule: messenger RNA, 2515 nt
Organism: Thunnus maccoyii (southern bluefin tuna)
Lineage: Eukaryota; Metazoa; Chordata; Actinopteri; Scombriformes; Scombridae
Gene: rnft2
Product: ring finger protein, transmembrane 2
Exons: 10
Coding region: 148-1494 (448 amino acids)
Biological process (GO): positive regulation of ERAD pathway
Molecular function (GO): ubiquitin protein ligase activity
Source: RefSeq, a predicted model, not a curated record
UUACGAGUAGGACCGCAGGAGCGUCUUUUAACAGCAACAGCAAAACAGCCCAAGCUAGCUAACCUUAAACAAAAAAAAUGAAACACGCCGAAGGAGAAUUCACUGAACUAAUUCAGGUCUGAACCAUGUGGUGAUGAGCGGUAUGCCAUGCAGAGGAGACACAGCAGCAACACGGAUGGCAUGCCCUCUGAAAGGAGCCGUAGCCAAACUCUGGGAUCGGAGAGCAGCUUGGAUGAAGGUGGUGUGUUCGACUGCCUGAAGCCCGACUCACCUGCUUCACCCCAGCAGCUCUUCUCCGGCUUAGUGGGUGUCCCCUCUGGUUCUGUCUCCUCUGCCCAGUUCCAGGCAGCCGGCUUAGUCCUGGGCUCUCCCCCUGAAGUUUUUAUCCAGAUGACGGCAUCAUCCAGGGAAGAAGGUGGCCCCCACCGCUCGGAGGGUGGACCCUUCCUCCCUCGCCCGCCACAGCACCACCAUCACCACCACCACCACUUCCACCACCAGCCCCUGCAGCACAGGACCUCCUCUCUGCUCCAGCAGGCCACGACAGCAGCUGGCUCGGAGAGGCACGGCUCCAGGGAGGAGGCUCAGGAGGACCCGUCCACCCCGGCCCCCGCUCUGUCUGAGCUGAAGGCAGUAGUCACCUGGCUGCAGAGGGGCUUCCCCUUCAUACUCAUUCUGUUGGCUAAAGUCUGCUUCCAGCAUAAACUUGGUAUUGCUGUGUGUGUGGGGAUGGCCAGCACAUUUGCCUAUGCCAAUUCCACGUUCAGGCACCAAGUUUCAUUACGGGAGGAUCGCUCUGUAUUCGUCGCUCUGUGGAUCGUCAUGUUCCUCGCAGGGAACAUCGUGUACAUCUAUUACACAUUCAAUCACGAGGAGCUGCACAACAGCCUCAUAUUUGCCAAACCCAACCUCAACAGCUUUGACUUCUUUGAUCUAAUCUGGGCGGUGGGCAUCACAGACUUUGUCCUUAAAUACUUCACCAUCGGGCUGAAAUGCUUUGUCCUCUUUCUGCCUAAGAUUCUCCUGGCCUUCAAAUCCAGGGGAAAGUUCUACCUGCUGAUUGAGGAGCUCAGCCAGCUGUUUCGGGCUCUGGUGCCCAUCCAGCUGUGGUACAAGUACAUCAUGGGAGAAGACCCUUCUAACAGUUACUUCUUGGGUGCCACACUCAUAAUCAUCUACAGCCUCUGCAAGUCCUUCGACAUCUGUGGACGUGUGUCUGCCAUACGCAAGGCCCUGGUCAUGUUCUGCAGCUCCCAGAGUUACGGAGUGAGGGCAGGCAGUCAGCAGUGCAGCGAGGCGGGCGAUGUCUGUGCUAUUUGUCAGGCUGAUUUCAGAGACCCCAUAGCCCUUCUCUGUCAGCACGUGUUCUGCGAGGACUGCCUGUGUUUGUGGUUUGACCGGGAGAGAACGUGCCCCCUGUGUCGUUCUACCGUCAUCGAGACCCUGCGCUGCUGGAAGGACGGCACCACCUCGGCUCACUUCCAGAUCUACUAAACUGACAUUUCAAACACCACCCAGGAAGAUGUGGUCGUGCUGUAAUGCGAGUUAGACGAUAGCGUGUGUCUUUCUCUCUUUAUAUCAAGUGUGGUAGUGCUAUAAGUCAGGGUGAGUCUAAUUUAUUGCAGCAGCAAACGGUUUGUGGCAGGCGUUUGAAAAGACCAGAACAGAACAUCUCUUAAUCACAUUUCAAUCGGCCGCAGUAGCCACAUGCUGUACAUCAACCAAAUUAUAGACACCUAAUAGAACUUUAGAUGAUCCAAUAAGAUUGAUCCUCACAGUCAUGACAAUAGUCUCGAUAUUGUGUAUAUGUAGACUUUUAGGCACUGUUGUAAACUGUGAACAACACAUCAUUUUUCACUUGACACUGGGUUAAAAAAAAAAGCCCCUUUGAUUUAGUUUGAUAAUGUAAAUAAUAACAGCACUCACACUGUAUCUGUGGGAAAUUUUGCACCAAAUUAUGAUUUGAGCAGGUCUGUUUGUUCUCUAUAUACUUUUUAGUCUGGGGUUGGUAUUUGGUUUAAUUUUAUCUGAUAUUUUAAAAUUUGCAAUAUUUGAAAUUGAAAUGAAACUUAAUGAAAGUGAAAACUGUAACUGAAAAAAAUCAAAUCAAGCAUUUGUACUUUCUGUCGGUAACAGUUCCUGGUUGGCUAAUUAUAAGGUUAUUUGCAUAUUGAGUAAUGAACAUAUGGUGUGUGAUUUUCUUUCUUUUUUUUUUUUAAAUUUAAUUUCUUUAGAAUGUAAACAGUACAUAAAACAAGUGUUUCUGGCUCCAGGGAGUAACAUUUUAUGGAUUUGUAUCAUGUGGACAGUAACUGUGGUGUGGAUCAUGAAUGGCAGGAGCUCAAAUCUGAUAAUCCAUGUUGCAAAUUUGAUUUCAUUGUCAUUCCUUGUGAAUAUUGUUUAUAUAAGUAAUUAAUUCUUGAGUUGCAUAAUAGACAGUAUGACUUUCAUGCAAAAUGCACAGUGCAGAGCAGAAAUUUUUCCGUUUCAAAUUAAAGCACUUUAGCUUACUUUA